Molecule: messenger RNA, 526 nt
Organism: Phytophthora infestans T30-4
Lineage: Eukaryota; Oomycota; Peronosporomycetes; Peronosporales; Peronosporaceae
Exons: 1
Coding region: 18-458 (146 amino acids)
Source: RefSeq, a predicted model, not a curated record
CAAAGACUUCAAUCUCCAUGUUCAAGACAUCUACGGUCCUCUCGCUCUGUAUACUGGCAAUCCUUAGCAACUUGGUGACAGCUUGGUACGGCACGGUGACCUUCUACUCUGACGUGUACUUCGAAGGGCCGAAAUACCCGUGGGGCAUCUCGAAGACCCAGCGGUGCUACAACCUCGCUUGCUGGGACAACCGAGCGUCGUCUGUCAAGUGGGAAGGGCUACCUACGAAAGGAAACUUCAACGGCAAGUCGCGUAUCGCCUUCUUUACCGGCAAAGAUUGCACGGGUGACAGUCGGGACUGGCCUACAGAUGGAUACAUCAACGACAAGAAGGGGAACUACCCCCAGGACUUCACGCUGGACAAGAUCAACGACGCAGUCUCGUCGUUCAUCAUUUGGGAGUCCAGCAAGAAGGUCUCGAACGGUAAAGACACGCCGUGUCCGUGGGGAACAAGUUGAUCUCUAUUAAGGAGCACAUUUUCUGUUUAGCUACGCAUAACAGCAAAGUACAAUUGACAUUUCGUUCG